CAUUGGCAUCAGUACCAACAGAAGAAACUCUCUUCCAAAAAACACAAACGGCCAUUGAAGGUUAGUCAAGAAGAUAAAUCCUGAGACCAGCGAUGUCAAAUCUUACGAAUUUGACAUGUCCAAAAUCAGAAAAAGACCAGGUUUUUGUGGUUGUGUAUUCAGUGGUUUUCAUUUUUGGACUAAUCCUCAACCUGACCGCACUUGUGAUUUUUUUCCGUAACUCUAAAUCACGCUCGCACACCACCGUGUACAUGAUUCACCUGGCCUUUGCUGAUAUUAUUCUGGUUUGUACACUUCCUGUGCGGAUCUAUUACCACGGGGGGUUGGGGGUUCCGAACCUGAAAAUCUGUGAAUUUGCUGGUCUCAUACUGCUAAGUAACAUGUACAGCAGCAUCUUCCUCCUCACGUGCAUUAGCCUUGACCGUUGCGUAGCAGUCUGCUUCCCGCUGUCUUCUCGUGUCCGUGAGGGACGCAAGAAAGCAUGGUGCGUGUGUCUGGGAAUCUGGAUCCUAACUAUUACAACAAGCUUGCUGAUCUACUUUCAAAAGAAGCAAGACAAUACACAGCACAACAUCACAUGUUUUAGUAGUUUUCCUAGAAUUUCGACUCAGAAACCUGCUCUCGCUUCCACUCUAAUUGUUGGGUUUGGGAUCCCACUGACUGUUAUGAUUGUCAGCUCAUGGGGGCUCAUCCGAGCUAUUAGUAAAAGCACAGCUGUCCAGACUAGCGACCUAGUAGACAGCGGAAGGAUUAAAAGGAUGAUAAUAACAAACGUGGCCAUCUUUCUGUUUUGUUUUCUGCCAUAUCAUGUUAUGCUCGUGCUACUUGAUGACUAUAAAAAUCCGUGCUCACUGUUAACAGCCUACCAGUAUAGCCUCAUGGUAGCCUGCCUGAAUGCAAUGCUGGACCCCGUGGCGUACUACUUCACAACGGAGACGUUUCAAAGAAAAAUGGACGUUGAAGCUGUACGCAAAAAAUGGCAAAUGAACAGUCACAGCUCAGAAGGAAACAACUGCUCACGUGCCCACAACGUGAGAGCAUCAGUGGGGUCUAUUCAACUCACAAGAUCAAAAUGAAUGUUCAUGUAGGCUAGGUCUCUCGUGCUUACAUCGACAUAGUUUACAUGACAAUUCACAUAUAGCUAUCUGCUUUUGUAAGAAGGAAACAAGUUGAGAGAUAGAAUAAUCAUGUAUGACUCAAAGGUUUUAAAAACAAAAAACAAAAUAAAAAGAAAGAAAGAAAACCACAAGAAGUCUGACUUUUACAUUUCUGGAUGAACUGCUGACUGCAUGCAAGCACAGUAUGUGCAAAAAUAAGUGUGGUCUUUAUCAUAUAUGCAUCUCUGAUAAAGUAAGUAAAUGACUCAUUCAGUCAUUGAUGUGCAACCCCUACUUUUUUUUCACAAGGAGCUCUCACUGGGAAGCCAUUGUAAUGUAACAGUAUGAUAAAUUAGGAUCAUUUUUUUGAUGAAUAUAUGCAAAAGACAGUGAACUUAUUCUAAGACAGUUAGAUUAGAGCAUUAUAUUCUCAUCAUGCUUUUCAGUAAUUAUUCAUAACCUUUCAG
Molecule: messenger RNA, 1564 nt
Organism: Sinocyclocheilus rhinocerous
Lineage: Eukaryota; Metazoa; Chordata; Actinopteri; Cypriniformes; Cyprinidae
Product: lysophosphatidic acid receptor 6-like
Exons: 2
Coding region: 93-1076 (327 amino acids)
Biological process (GO): phospholipase C-activating G protein-coupled receptor signaling pathway; positive regulation of Rho protein signal transduction
Cellular component (GO): plasma membrane
Molecular function (GO): G protein-coupled receptor activity
Source: RefSeq, a predicted model, not a curated record